Messenger RNA from Aspergillus steynii IBT 23096, 2095 nucleotides. RefSeq lists its product as uncharacterized. The record is from RefSeq and is a predicted model, not a curated record. The coding region runs from base 20 to 2077 and encodes 685 amino acids. Lineage: Eukaryota; Fungi; Ascomycota; Eurotiomycetes; Eurotiales; Aspergillaceae. The transcript has 4 exons. Gene Ontology annotation, molecular function: DNA-binding transcription factor activity, RNA polymerase II-specific; sequence-specific DNA binding; zinc ion binding. Gene Ontology annotation, biological process: DNA-templated transcription; positive regulation of transcription by RNA polymerase II.
AUUGAGUGCUGAAAGCAAAAUGCCACCUGCUAGACGCGGUGACGUACAUGCUCGAGGGAGAGCCGCUAUCACGGCCUGCAUUCGAUGUCGGCAAAAGAAAAAGCGCUGUGAUCAAAGGUUGCCCAAGUGUUGCUUGUGUGAUGCAGCGGGUGAGGAAUGUCUGGCAUAUGACAUUGCUACCAAGAGGAGAGUACCCCGAAGCUAUACACACAGUCUGGAGCAGCGCGUGGCAUAUCUCGAAUCCAAGCUCCGCCAACAGAAGGGUGACGAUCAAGAGCUUGCCACUCCCCAGUCCCCUCGUGCGGUGGUUGACUCGCUUCCAAAUACACCCUCACUUGAAUCGGCUGUUCUCGGCCGCGAUGUCAGCGCUGCGGUGGCGAGUGUUCGCGGUCUCACCCAGCGUGGCCCCGAGCCCGAGCCAACCUAUGCUCAGCUUUUUCUGGACGAGCUGAUGCGCUCUCGAAUGACAUCUCCGUCCCCGAAAUGCCCCUCUGCAACUAGUGAUCUUGCAGAUGAGUCCUCGCGCGUAUUGAACAAUCUCGACACCAGACCGGUGUCGCUGCCAACCAGGGAGGCCGCGCAGACUUUGGUGAAGGUAUACUUCCAGACCACGAGCAUUGGCAUGCCGCUGUUACAUCAACCGACGUUCGAGGAAAAGCUGGCGCGACUCUAUGAGCUGCCUCGAACGGUGAAUUUCGCAGAAGUCCACACCGCCCAAGAGUCUCGAAUGGCGGUCUUUUUCGUCUUCGAGGUGUUCGCCGUUGCAAUUCUGUCAAUGCAGAAACAAGACCCGUCGCGGAUUCCGAUCUGGAUGGCGGACCGAUAUCAUCAAACCGCCGUGCGAGCCUUGAGGGAAGCCGGUAUUCCCAACAGUGUCGAAGGAGUGCAGGCAUUAUUGGCCAUCGGACAGUAUUCCUAUCAUCACCCAACCCUCUGGGCUGUCUGGAAGACUGUCGGGUCUGCUCUACGUCUAUCCAUCGAGCUUGGCCUGCAUGAAGAUUGCCCAAACGGAGAUCUCGACCCGCUGACGCUGGAUGCUAGGAGAAGAACGUUUUGGGUGGCGUAUGCGAUGGACCGGAACAUCUCGAUCGUCUUGUCUAUGCCAUCCUGCGUGUCUGAUGGUGCAAUCUCAGCGAAGUUCCCAAGCGAGGUCGAAGAUGUAUGCAUUACUCGAGAUGGGAUCGCGACUACCAUUGCCCACUCAUCCCCAAGCAAGCGCAUUAGCCUUCAUCUCUUUCGAUACCGCCAGAUACAGUCGGAAAUGCGGACCGCGCUAUAUGAAAGACCCCCUCCGCAAUGUGCGCCCGUUGAUUUGAGUCGGUGGCAGCGACAGAUGCAUCGUCAGAUUGACCUCUGGUAUCAAACCACCCCAGCGGAUGAGAAUUUCAAUGACAUAGAGAAGGGAGUAGUGAAAACCCUCGAGGUCACGUAUCAUACAGCACUCUUGUUUCUCUACCGUCCCUCUCCCAACAUUCCUUCUCCCUCCUCCGCUCAACUCCUAGCCAUGUCGCAUGCGGCCGCGGACAUGAUCCAACUCUACCGCCAGUUCUUCCGCGAACGCCUGUUGACAAUAUACUGGCUGGCCGUGGAGAACGUGUACUCGGCAGGCAUUUCCCUGUUAUUUGGAUACGCACACUCAGGACAGGUCCGGGAGCAAAUGACGCUCCGCUUCCUCGAGGCCCGCGUUCAUACCUGCUCGUGCGUUCUCUGGGGGAUGGUCGAACACUUCCCUGCAUUCCAGGGGAAGCGAGAUGCAUUUGACCUGGCAGCCUCUAAGGUCCUCGACAAUCUGAGGUCAUCGAGGCAAGAAGGUACAGUCACGGCCGGCGAAACUUCCUUUGGGAACGCGGAGGGCCCGGUGUCAGUUCCACGACAGCAAGCAUCAGACUGUGUCGGAGAUCGGACUGCGUCGGGGCAGGACGAGCAGGCAUUGGUAUCCCAUCCUGUCCCAGCAGACCAGUCUAGCCUGUACACUGACUUCGCGGGAUUCCCCUUCGUGAGCUUUGACGAUAGCCUCUCAUUUCUCUGGGAGACCACCGCGACCAAUACUGGGUACGCUCCGUCAGCCUGGAUAUAGUUAGAUAAAUCUCAGAAU